AAGGCUGAUCUGGAUAAGUCUGACAAACCUGAGUUUGAUAAUCGGGGCUGUACAGACAAAAAUGGAAAUUGUAAAGCCUGGUUCCCCAGAGAGACACACCCAGAGACUGUGGUAGACCCAGGCACUGGUGCACUGAUCAUGAAGAAAAGAGAGGCCUGGAUCAACAACAUCACCCAUGCGGUCACCUAUCUCAUGCAUGGGAACACUGAUGUCACUUCUCUGCUGUCGGGCACUGCCAUUAAAUCUGUCAUAGCCUAUGUUGCUGAUUACAUAACUAAAACCCCACUGAAAACCCAUGUGAUGUUCCAGUCUAUUCAGCAGGUGUUUGAGCGCAAUGUGGAGCUGUUGGGCAGUCAGAAGUCUACCAAAGAGAAGGCUCGG
This is a messenger RNA of Trametes versicolor FP-101664 SS1, 381 nucleotides long. RefSeq lists its product as uncharacterized. The annotation marks the transcript as partial. The transcript has a single exon. Lineage: Eukaryota; Fungi; Basidiomycota; Agaricomycetes; Polyporales; Polyporaceae. The record is from RefSeq and is a predicted model, not a curated record.